ACAGGUUGAGAACCGCUGAUCUAGAGCAAGCAAAUUCCCCUCUGUUUUCCCCUCCCCCCUUCCCCAUGUCAUUGACUAUUGCAAAAACGGGGUCAGGGAUCCUGUAGAAUAUUCCACCUUCUGGAUUUGUUUGUUCUCUUGUGCUAUAAUUUAACUUGUUUCACUGUACCCUGAAUGGAAACCUUUUCCUAUUUUAAAUGUAAGUCUGAGAGGCUAAACUCAGUGGCUGUUAAUAUACACCUAUAUAGCACACUAGAGAAAGCAGGAUAUGGCUCAUAAUUGCAAUGGUGAAGACCUGAGAAUGCAGCUACUAAUUAGCAUGUACAUGGAGGAUUGACAUAAGGUUCAUGUUAAGGGUGUCACAUCUGCUUGAACUCACAAACUUAUACUAUAGAGAAUCAAAGGUCCUAUACUAAGUUUAUGGAAAUACUCAUUGUGGUAAAUUGUAACAGAAUGAAUCCCCAGAAUUGCUUCAAGUAACUGACAUUUCAACUUGAAAGGACAUUGCCAAGGUUGGAGGCCCUCAAGUUUCCUUCUGUUCCAAAUCUUUGUGUGAUGGCACUGGUGUCUGUGAUGUGUGGCAGAUACUGGGACGAGUAAAGGAAUGACUCUUGGCCAAAAGACUUGAGUCACCAAGCUGCCAUGCCUGCUAACUGCUGACUUUCCCUGCUGUGUGCAGCUGAGGUGGUGCUGCCCAAGUCCGGCAGAGUGUGAGUUGCCGCUGAAGGGCAGAAGAGGCCCUCCUUUGGCUUCUCAUCCCAGGAUGCCCACGUGUCCAUGAGAAGGAGGAAAGAUACUCAAUGUCAGGCAUUUGUGAAGAGAGUCAUAACGAGUAAUCUGUUUAAGAUAAUUAUGAUUAGCACCAUCUCAAUUAAUGCCUUUUUGGUGGUCUUAUGGACCGAUUAUAAAACAAGAUACAGGUUUUUCAGAGUUUUUGAGAUCACAGAGGUCUUAUUUGUGGCCAUAUACAGCGCCGAGUUCUACAUGAAUCUCUACGCGGACCCCAUUGGCUUCUGGAAGGACGGCUACAAGCUGCUAGACUUGAUGAUGAUCAUCGUCAUCUCAUUCCCCUACAUUCUCCUCAAGAUCAAGGGCAAGCACUACCCUCACCACAAGAUCGCUAAUGGCAUGCAGUCUCUGCGCAUCCUCAAGCUCAUCACCUAUAGCCGGGGCAUCCGGACGCUCAUCACCGCCAUUGGGCAGACAUUCUACACUGUGGCCUCCGUGCUCAUCCUGUUCUUCAUCCUGAUGUACAUCUUCGCUAUCCUGGGCUUCUGCCUGUUUGGAGCUCCAGAUAAGGGUGACCAGGAAAACUGGGGGAACCUGGCUGUGGCCUUCUUUACCCUCUUCAGCUUGGCGACGGUUGAUGGCUGGACAGACCUGCAGCAGCAGCUGGACAGCAGGAAUUUUUUUCUGAGCCGAGCAUUCACCAUCAUCUUCAUCUUGCUUGGCUCCUUCGUCUUCCUCAGCAUGUUCGUGGGUGUGAUGAUCAUCCACACCGAGAACUCCAUCAAAAAGUUUGAGCGGGAGCUGAUGCUGGAGAGACACAUGACGCUCAUGAAAGAGAAGCAGGUGAUCGCGAAGCGGCAGCAGGAGGAAGUCAGCAGGCUGAUGCAGACACAGGCAAAUGACUACAAAAGUUUUGGUGAGCUGAUGGAGGACUUCAAGCACACCCUGAAGCACACUGAGCCCAUGGUCUUGGAUGAUUUUGGCACUAGCCUGCCCUUCAUCGACAUCUAUUUGUCCACUCUGGACAACCAGGACACUACGAUUUACAAGCUCCAAGAGCUGUACUACGAGAUUGUGCACGUGCUGAACCUGAUGCUUGAUGACUUGCCCCAGAAGAAGCAGUUCCACUCCUCAGCAAAGGUUGACAAGAAGUAGUGUGACUGGGCACCCGGCGCUGAGGGCCUCCCAGGCUGUGGCAGCCCCCAUUAAACACAGGCUUUCUGAACCCACCUCUUCACGGUUGCUGUGAUCACGGCGUUUCCCCACCUUUGGGGGUUGGGUCUGGACAGGUGCCCAUGAAGCUGAUCCUCUGACACCAUCUACCUCAUGACACAGCCAGGCCUCUGGAGUGGGAGAAGGAGACUCAAGACUCAUCCUGGCCAGUGGCCACUUCCAGGGCCACACUGGGUCUCUUUUCCUUGACCCCAGCAGCAAGCCCCCACUGUGUUUCUGGGAAAGCCACCUGAGGACUCCAGGCCUAGCAGCCCCGAGUGCCUGGCCCCUUUGAGCUGAUGUGGCCUCUUCCCUCGGAACCUCUCUGGGCUCACCUACGGGCCGUCCCCACACCUGGCAGAGCUGCAG
Myotis brandtii (Brandt's bat) is the source of this 2310-nucleotide messenger RNA. It is a transcript of the gene CATSPER3, whose product is annotated as cation channel, sperm associated 3. The record is from RefSeq and is a predicted model, not a curated record. The coding region runs from base 778 to 1884 and encodes 368 amino acids. Gene Ontology annotation, cellular component: membrane. The transcript has 9 exons. Gene Ontology annotation, molecular function: monoatomic ion channel activity. Gene Ontology annotation, biological process: transmembrane transport; monoatomic ion transport. NCBI's taxonomy places the organism in Eukaryota, Metazoa, Chordata, Mammalia, Chiroptera, Vespertilionidae.